Pyricularia grisea is the source of this 834-nucleotide messenger RNA. RefSeq lists its product as uncharacterized. Gene Ontology annotation, biological process: endocytosis. The transcript has a single exon. NCBI's taxonomy places the organism in Eukaryota, Fungi, Ascomycota, Sordariomycetes, Magnaporthales, Pyriculariaceae. The record is from RefSeq and is a predicted model, not a curated record. Gene Ontology annotation, cellular component: clathrin vesicle coat; membrane. Bases 1 to 834 code for a protein of 277 amino acids.
AUGCAGACGUUUGAUCCCGCAACAGGCGAGCAGCUGCCGUCUGAAGCCAUUCAGCGUGUGCUCUUCAUCGCGCCGGCCGUGCAUGUCUACAACAUCCCCCCUUUGGCCUCAAACAAGGGCUACAUGGCCGCAACCUGGACUGAGGAUCCCAAACGCCACAUCUUCACCGCCAGACUUCGGGCCAUUGAGACGGCCAUUCCCCAGGCGGGCGGCGAGGACAAGGUCAAGACGGACAUUGUGCUCGAGGACUCGUCCACGGGCCAAUUAUUUGCCGCUGCACCUUACACAUCGGCUGCCGUCGUGGAGCCCACGCUGGACAGCUCCAGGUUUUUUGCCGUUAGAGUGCAGGACGGUGCGGGCAGGAAGGCUAUUUUGGGCGUCGGCUUCGAGGAGAGGAGCGAAUCAUUCGACUUUGGAGUGGCCUUGCAGGAGGCGAGAAAAGCCUUAGGACUGGACCAGGACUCGGCUGGUGGACCUCAUGGAAAGCCCGCACCUACCGACACGAAGCCCGAAAUUAAGCGCGACUGGAGUUUGAAGGAAGGCGAGACCAUCACAGUCAAUCUCAAAGGCUCAAAAUUCGGAUCCAGGCCAAGAGAUGCCGAAACAAAAGCUGCUGAUAACGCACCAUUAUCAUCAUUUUCACUGGCGCCACCUCCGUCUGCUCCAUCAUCAUCCUCCUCUUCUUCAACCUCAAUGGGAGGUGGUUUCUCUCUCCCACCGCCGCCUAGUGCUCCUCCUCGCUCACAUGCGAGGUCACCAAGCCACAGCGAGCAGCAAAAAAGGGCUGCUGCUGAUCUAGGCUUCGACGAUGGCCAGAAUGGGGAGUUUGCCUAA